Molecule: messenger RNA, 966 nt
Organism: Gallus gallus (chicken)
Lineage: Eukaryota; Metazoa; Chordata; Aves; Galliformes; Phasianidae
Exons: 4
Coding region: 113-748 (211 amino acids)
Source: RefSeq, a predicted model, not a curated record
CGUGCACGGCACGCAUGACGCCCCCCCGGGGGCUGCAUGACCCCAUGCAUCCCACCCCAGCCCUCGAAGCCCGGCCUGCUCAGUGCUGAGCACAGCGUGCGUGUGUGUGCACAUGCGUGUGCACACGUGCGUGGGCUGGCCCAGCCUCCAGAGCUCAGUGCCCACGGUGGGACCGUCGCCUCGCCUUGCAGACACCAUGGUCCCGCGGGCCUGCUGCCUGCUGGUGGGGCUGUGCGCCCUGCUCCCCCAUACCACCCCCCAGCAGGACCCCCCGGGGGACCCUGAGCGCUGUGGCAUCACCUUCCACGCCCCGAACCCCUGCGGUCCACCCCACGUGCCAUCCCCUCUUGCCUCCCGCGAAGAGCUGGAGCACCUGCAGAGCCUCUUGCAGCAGAACAGGGCCACGCUGCAGGAUGUGGAGGCGGCGGCGGUGCUGGAGGAACCCCAAUCCCGGUACCAGGAUGUGAUCAAUGAGGCUCUGCCUGCCAUCCGUGGGGCCAACCAGGAAUUUGGGGAGAGCCUGGACAACGUGCGCAGGGAGCUGGAGGCUCACGUGGCCCAGAGCGAUCACCCGCAGGUGGUGGAGAAGAGGGAGAAGCUGCGCAAGGACCUCCGCCUGGUGGCCCACGUGCUGAAUCUCACCUCCCACCUUGCCCACGUCCUCGACGCCUCCUCCCAACGCCUCCAGGAUGAGCUGAGCCACCGCCUGCAGCGCUCAGCCGCCCGUGCUGCUGCUGCCCAGCCGUAGGACACGGGCAGGGCUCUGCCACUGCUAUCCAUACAGCCUCGCUUGCUGCAGAGCUCUGAGCCCCUUUGCUUCUCCCUGAACAUGCUAUGCCCAUGCAACCAUCUGCAGCCAGCCAAAAUCAGCCAAAAUCUGAGAAACAUGGAACAUCUCAAGCUGGAAGGGAGCCCCAAGGAUCACUGAGUGCAACCCCAAAAAUCCAAACUCAGUGUCUGUCUUCA